AUGACGACACGCCUAUCUAUUGAUUCGGUGGGGUCGGAAGUUUCGGCCCAGGAAAGCUGCGGUGUAGUCUGGCUGGGAACCGUGCCCUACCGGGAUGCCUGGGAUCUGCAGCUGGAGAUCGCAGGCCGCGUGCGGCGUGGUGCCGAACCUGAAACUCUGCUGCUGUUGGAGCACCCCCACACCUACACCCGGGGGCGGUUAUCUCCCGAUGCCCACCUGCUGCUGGACGAUGCGGGGAUUGCCAGUCUCGGAGCGGAGGUCGUGGAAACCGACCGCGGCGGAUUGACCACUUAUCACGGACCCGGUCAGUUGGUCGUCUAUCCCAUCAUCAGGCUGCGCGGGCGGGGAGGCCCGCACUGGUACGUGCGCACGCUGGAACGGGUGAUCAUCAACAGCUUGUCCCAGGUUGGCCUCGCCAGCACAACGGCGCCGGGUUUGACCGGCGUGUGGACGGCAGACGGACAACGUAAGGUGGCUGCCAUCGGCGUCAAGAUUGCCGGCGGCGUGGCCUACCACGGUUUUGCGAUCAAUGUCAGCACCGAUUUGUCGAUGUAUAACGCCAUAAUCCCCUGCGGGAUCACCGAUCGGGGUGUUACCAGCGUGGUUGCCGAACUACCAGAUAGCACCAAUAUUUUGACGGUGAAAGCAGUGGUGGAGAUUGUGGCCCGGCAGUUUUCCGAUGUGUUUGGGUUUCGCAGUGAAAGCGCCAACGCGGCCGCGGUUCUGGAGGCAACGGAAUGCAGUACGACGUCAUCGUAG
Messenger RNA from Geodia barretti, 759 nucleotides. NCBI's taxonomy places the organism in Eukaryota, Metazoa, Porifera, Demospongiae, Tetractinellida, Geodiidae. The record is from the annotation of a GenBank genome assembly.